AUGGGCGACUCAUGGGACGACCUUCCGCUUGGUCUUUAAACUGAGAAGCUUUGAGGGGGCAGGCAGGCAGCGAGGUAUCAUCAGGGUAUAGCUAGCUGCGAGUGCGAGCCAAUAGAUUCCUUGGUAGCAGGGGUGGUCUGCGCGCAUCAUUCAUACGAACUUUUCACUCAGGCUAAGGCAUCCAUCAACGCCACAACAACGCCUUUGAGGCUUCAUCAUAUUUUCUACUUUUAAGGUACCAUUUAGCAUCAGUAGGAAGCAACAAAGUACAUCCAAUAUGGCGGUAAAAUUACUUUUAAUAAGCCUUUUUGUGGCCACCUGUAUUCAGGUUUCAUUGUCUUCGCUGUCAAUGACGGCCGUUUCGAGCAUGACGCUUCCUUGGAACAUCGUACCAAGAGGAGGAGGUAGGACGGAACCCCAAUAUGGUCUAAACAGAGGUGCGGCCGAGAAGACUGCAUUAGACGUAGAUAACAUGGUCGCCUACACUGGAGGGCAUAACCUCUUGCAUGUUAUCAACUUCACCGACGUCGUUAGACCCAGGAUCGUGAGGUCGUUACGCGUUCUAGACCCUAUCAUAGACAUCGCAGAAUGUGGCAACCUGGUAGCCUUCACGAGUCGACCUAGGCGAAGCCGCACUGAUCCAGGCAUGGUACACAUCUACCAGAAAUACCCGGUCUUCGGCAGCCUGUGCAACUUAACAGUUGGAAGCAACCCUAAGAGUCUGAAAUUCGACUACAAGUGCGACACCAUCAUCAUCGCCAACGAGGGACCAGCGGCAGAGAACGUGGAGCAGGAGAUGUUUGUGAACCCAGAAGGCACCGUCAGUGUGGUACGCAUUAACAACACAUUCGUCAACCCUGCCUUGUCCAUGUGUCAACCUAUGCCGUACGGAUCGGACGUCAGGCACAUUGACUUCCGACUCUUCAACGAUCCUGCACUAGCACCUCUGAUGGAACAGCAGUUUAUCCGAAACACAUACAAAGGUCAAAUGGAUGGAGAGCAACAUACAUUCUCUAUGAACGUUGAACCUGAAUAUGUCACGCUUGAUCCAUGGCAACCGACCGCUUGGGUCACCCUUCAGGAAAAUAAUGCUAUUGCCGAGGUAUGGUACGAAAACAUGACGGCCAUCAUUCAUCCUCUUGGACUCAAGAACUGGACCAAUUAUGGCAUCGAUGCCAGCACUAUGGACGCUAAGACAAGACAAAAUGAACCAAGGCGAGGAAUCAAGUUUAAUCGUUAUCCGAUCGAAAGCUUACUUCAAGCAGAUGCCGUUGAAAUGAUGGAUAUUAACGGUGAGGUGUUCCUAAUCACAGCCAAUGAGGGCGCCCCAUUAAAUUACGUAUGCCAAAGUUGCGAGGUGGAAACUGAAUACAUGGAGAUGGAAGAGGCGGCAGAACUAGCCGGAGAUUAUUUAAUUUCUGAACGUGUAAAUCCCGAAGUAAGAAGAGCGAUGACUGAUCCAGCCCGACUCGGUCAGCUACGUAUCAGCUUAGUCGAUGGUCUCCAGGAACAAGGCUCAGAGAUGAUUGACAGACCAGUCUUCUUUGGUGGGCGUGGUAUCUCGAUGUUCAAAGUAAACCCCUAUGGGUUGGACUUGGUGUGGGACAGUGGCGAUUCAAUCUCGAAGGGGGUGCAAGACUUACACCCCAACGCUUUCAACCAUCCACCCUUCGGAAACCAAGAGGUCAUGGAGCAAUUAGUUAUCCCUAGUAACCUCAUUAACAGACGAUGGGAUAGUUGGUCUCCCUUCAUGGGACCCGAAUGCCAGUCGCUUGCAAUUGGUCAAUACAACAUGACCCACAAGGUGAUCAUCGUCGGCAUCAAAGGUGCAAACGCCCUGGGUAUUUUCACCGUGCCUCUCCUCGGUAACUACACUCAGCCGAACUUCGAAUCUGUCUACAGGGACGGGGAUAUCCGUGGCAAUGUGAUGAAGAGCUACAACCAGAUCUACCGCGCUGACGUUCUAAAGCCGGUCGGUGACCACGGCAUCGGCAAUCUAGACCCGGAUUCAAUUCAGUUUGUCCCCGCUGAUAGGAGCCGUAGUCGCCCCCCUAUGGUGUUGGUUACCAGUAGAGUGAGUGGCACCGUCAACCUUUAUAGAAUUUCUGAAGUUCCAAGGGCUCAGCUCCUCAGACAACAGAGAACUUCUCUUGAUGGAGGCGUCGGAUGCAUAGCGCCCUCUACGACAUUGUCAUUGUUGUUCUCAAUCCUGACUCUUCUGUACGUCACAUUACGUCACUAAACCUCACAACUGUAUGCUCAGAAUAUACUGAUCACGUGAUUAUUGAUUCUUUAACACUUGUGAAACAGUCAUUCCACAUUUGUGGUUCACCCCAAUAACUUUCGAUUCAGAACCCUAAAAAAUAUACCAGAUGCAUGAACAGACAGGGCAAAAAUUUCCUCAUAAACUGUGUCCAUUUCUGUUGCAUGACCACAUUUGAUCUGAUCCCAGGAAUUUCAAUAAGGAAAAUAAACUUUACAAUCCCUAAACUUGAAACAUUGAGAGGUUCAAGCCAUUGUUUAAUCGAUUAAAGUGUCCUAUUUUGAUUUUCAACUUACCCAUGUAUAUUGUAUUGUACAUGUAAUAUCUAGAAAUAUGUUAAUACCUUAAAAUACCUAAACAAGAGAAACAUUUCAUGUAUUGCUGUAAAUAGCCCUUUGUGAAGGAAUGUAGUGUAUAUAUUAUUGAAUUCAGUAGAGCGCAUCGCUUUUUGGUUUUAUACUAUCAUGUUUGAAACAUGCUGGUAACCGAACGGUUGAUUUACAUAUGAAUUUAUAAGCAUUUUAAUUAGGUAUAUUCAGUAACUAUUAGUGGUCAUCAGCAAAACUUGGAUCCUACGUAUGCUACUAUUUUUUGAUCUGCUUGUAAUAUUUUGCACUUCUCACUACAGACAUUUACUUUUUUCACGAUCUCUUCUCCAUUUUGUUCAUCAUGCUCGCUGACUACGUCUGUCUUUUCUCCUCUCUUCUACAUUUUGCAUUCUCACUCAUGUCCUUUCAAAUCUUCUCCCAUUUUCUCUUUCUCUCCCCCGAUUAGUAUCCAGGACGCCGUUUCUUGAAACCGUCAUGAGUCUAACUUCUUGGACAUCUCAUUGAAACGUGUGUUUCAGAGUUAACACGCUUCCAUGGGAUGUCCAUGAACUUAGACUCAUGACGGUUUCGAGAAACUUGUUCCUGUUCUUUUUAUUAUCCCCAUCCCCCUUCUCUUCCCUAUGAUCUCCUCUUUAUUUCUUACUUCGGACACUGAGCUUUAUAAUUGUUAACAAAGUAUACUCCGAUAACGUGAUUGCAAAGACCUUCGGAAAAUCAACUUGAUUUCAAUUAAUUUCAAGUAGGGUCUAAUUUCAAUAGCCUUGUAAAUCACCAAUUGACCAUUAGAAUGAGGUUUUAGGUAAACCAAAUAUGAUUUCUUUGGAAUAUAUAUGACGGUAUUGAAAUAUCUUUUGAGUUGAUUUCUCGAAAGCCUUGCGAUUGUGUUUAAUGGAUGCUCUGAUAAAUUAUCGUUGUGUUUAUCUUGAAUUUAUUGCAGAUUAUGAUAAACGUUAAGUAUAGUUUAAAAUGUAUCACAUGACAUAAUUAAAGGAUAGUAUUAAUAAUCACAUAUGUUAAUA
Molecule: messenger RNA, 3611 nt
Organism: Strongylocentrotus purpuratus (purple sea urchin)
Lineage: Eukaryota; Metazoa; Echinodermata; Echinoidea; Camarodonta; Strongylocentrotidae
Product: mesenchyme-specific cell surface glycoprotein-like
Exons: 11
Coding region: 278-2242 (654 amino acids)
Source: RefSeq, a predicted model, not a curated record